CCGGCGGCUGCGGGAGGGGAGUGGCGGCUGCGGCCUGGUCUGCCCGGCAGCGGAGCAGGAGGGGAAGGGGCCGCGCCAUGGACCGGUUCGUCUGGACCAGCGGGUUGCUGGAGCUGGGGGAGACCCUGGUGGUCCAGCAGCGCGGCGUGCGGCUCAGCGACGGGGAGGAGAAGGUGAAAUUCGACAGUGGAGUAUUACUGCUUAGCACACACAGGCUGAUCUGGAGGGACCAGAAGAAUCAUGAGUGCUGCAUUGCUAUCCCUCUGUCUCAGAUCGUCUUUAUAGAAGAGCAAGCAGCUGGGAUAGGAAAAAGUGCCAAAAUAGUAGUUCAUCUUCAUCCUGCGUCUUCAAACAAAGAGCCUGGUCCAUUCCAAAGCAGCAAAUAUUCCUACAUCAAACUUUCUUUCAAAGAACAUGGGCAAAUUGAGUUCUACAGACGAUUAUCAGAAGAAAUGACACAAAGGAGAUGGGAGACCAUGCCUACUGGUCAGACUCUUCAAGUUAACAAGGAUCCACGGGCAGGAAGAAUAAGGGCUGUAGGAAUUGUGGGGAUCGAAAGGAAAUUAGAGGAAAAAAGAAAAGAGACUGACAAAAACAUUUCCGAGGCUUUUGAGGAUCUUAGCAAACUGAUGGAGAAGGCUAAGGAAAUGGUGGAGUUAUCCAAGUCAAUAGCUAACAAGAUUAAAGAAAAACAAGGUGACAUCACUGAGGAUGAGACUAUUAGGUUCAAGUCCUAUCUGCUGAGUAUGGGUAUAGCUAAUCCAGUUACUAGGGAAACGUAUGGAUCUGGUACACAUUACCACAUGCAACUGGCGAAGCAACUGGCUGGAAUCCUGCAGACACCUUUAGAGGAGCGAGGAGGGAUCAUGUCACUCACAGAAGUGUACUGUCUGGUAAACCGCGCACGAGGCUUAGAGUUGCUGUCACCAGAAGAUUUAGUAAAUGCUUGCAAGAUGCUGGAGUCGCUGAAAUUACCACUAAGGCUUCGGAUAUUUGACAGUGGAGUGAUGGUGAUUGAACUCCAGUCUCAUAACGAAGAGGAAAUGGUAGCUUCUGCUUUAGAGACAGUAUCUGAAAAGGGUUCUCUCACAGCUGAUGAGUUUGCUAAGCUGGUGGGGAUGUCUGUUCUCUUAGCCAAAGAAAGGCUGCUUCUUGCUGAAAAGAUGGGCCAUCUUUGCAGAGAUGAUUCAGUGGAAGGCUUGAGAUUCUACCCAAAUUUAUUUAUGACACAAAGCUAAUGUAGUUUGUGUACAAUUUUUUUAUGUAACGGCUGAACAUGAAAUCAGAGGGCAGAACCCUUCCAACAACAGACUUCAGAAUUUUUAUUUUGUUAGUCAACUGCAACAGCGAUGGACAUUGCGAUGCGUUACAGUUCUCAGGGAUUUCACGUGCUGAAUCCUCUUACAUGGAACUGAAAGGAAUCACCGAGCCAGAAGGAUGUUAAUUAUCUCAAGCCGGCUCUAACUCACGUUUCAAGUUUUAUUUGAUGUGCUCCGUAGUUUCUCAUUUCAAGAGAAGUCAGAUGAAGAUUCCACCCAAGUGAAAGUGGAGAGAAUAUCCCUGUAGUCUGCCACGAGGGUCAGCACCCAGAAGACAGGUUGCUGCAUACUCCAAUUUCACUUUGUUUAUGUCUAGAGCAACAAAGCAGGCAGAUGUAUCCGCAACGAUAAGAAAAGUGACUUUGGUGUGUCCUGAGGCAUAAGGAACAAACCAGUGUAGAAUAACCCCUUCUCCCCGAGCAAUUAACAGUUUUCUGAGAGAGGAUCUUGGGCUUCUUGUACUUUGAGACCGAAAGAACCUGCUGCAGGAGAGAUUAACGUGUGAAUCUAGAAAAUACGGUGUUUGUUUUGUCAUGUCUUACGCUAAUGUCUCAGAUAGAAGCAUUGUUAGCCCAGGCUUCCUCCCUUCUCUUUCCUUGCCGUCUUCCUUCCUGUCUCAUUGUGUUGCACUUUAUGGUGCCCUUUCUCUGUCCUCUCUUUCCAGGCAGUGUGGAGCAGCCCCCUGUCACUCUACCAGACUCUGUGCUUUAAUGUGCUUGGUCUCCAUCUUGUACUUCUGAUUUGUAGUAGAUCAUUUGUUCGUUUUUAUCAGCCUAUUAUCUUGUUUUGGAGAAACGGUUCAUUUGCUUAUAUCUCAUGUACAAAAAUUAAUAUGCUUUCAAUAUUGAAGGAAGGAAGAAGACCAUCUCCCUGUGUUUAAUAGUCAUGAGGUAUCACAUUGUUUGGUAUUCCAGUGUUCCCACUGAAUCCAAUUUGAUAGUCUCAGCUUUCAUAACUCCAGUGGAGUUGCUGUAUUACUCAAAGAGCUGUUGUUGUGGUAAUCAUGGUAAGUGGAUAUUUACAAUCCACAUCACUUACAUUUUUGGCAUUCUGAAAUGACCAGUUUUAAUAAAUAAUGAAAUUCAUUCAAGGUAUGGGCAAGGACAACUUAUAUGUAACUGCACUGUGGUUGUAAUGGCCAAAUUCACAUUAUAAAAAA
This is a messenger RNA of Calidris pugnax (ruff), 2478 nucleotides long. RefSeq names its product vacuolar protein sorting 36 homolog (S. cerevisiae) (gene VPS36). Bases 78 to 1238 code for a protein of 386 amino acids. Gene Ontology annotation, molecular function: phosphatidylinositol-3-phosphate binding; ubiquitin binding. The record is from RefSeq and is a predicted model, not a curated record. Gene Ontology annotation, cellular component: ESCRT II complex; late endosome membrane. NCBI's taxonomy places the organism in Eukaryota, Metazoa, Chordata, Aves, Charadriiformes, Scolopacidae. Gene Ontology annotation, biological process: protein transport to vacuole involved in ubiquitin-dependent protein catabolic process via the multivesicular body sorting pathway. The transcript is spliced from 14 exons.